AUGAAUUCGCCUCCUACACCGGAGAAACUUGUUCACCAAAAGAGCGGCUACAUGCUCGCGUCAACCACAGCACUUAGUUUGGUUCCUGGAGCCAAGUCCCAGCCGUUGCAUAGGUUCUUGAAAGAGUCUGAUAGGCACGUUCCCAGGACCAAAUCGCCUAUCAAGCCCGGCUACGGCCGUGAUCCCCGGAAGCCACCUCUGGACGCUGAUCGCAUGCCCAAAUUUGAAGAAUGCACAUACGCCGAAAUGGAGCCUGGCUCUGCGCUUUUUACGAUGGGAUCAACCUACCAUGGCGCCGGCGAGAACAAGUGCGAGGUCACGGCCCUUUGGCUCUCCCCACUCUCUUUGCCGUCUUCGGACAAGGCUGUUGGGGGCGUUGGAUACGUAGAAGACCAUCAGAUCCCGCAUGAAUUCCUGCACAGGGAUUAUUUUGGGGCAGGAAAGUUUGGUGCGGCAAGUUUGGCUGCUAAGCGUAUAGCAUAG
Messenger RNA from Aspergillus nidulans FGSC A4, 483 nucleotides. RefSeq lists its product as uncharacterized. The transcript has 5 exons. The record is from RefSeq and is a predicted model, not a curated record. Lineage: Eukaryota; Fungi; Ascomycota; Eurotiomycetes; Eurotiales; Aspergillaceae. The coding region runs from base 1 to 483 and encodes 160 amino acids.